This is a messenger RNA of Toxotes jaculatrix (banded archerfish), 4136 nucleotides long. It is a transcript of the gene ppp2r5cb, whose product is annotated as protein phosphatase 2, regulatory subunit B', gamma b. The record is from RefSeq and is a predicted model, not a curated record. The transcript has 16 exons. Gene Ontology annotation, biological process: signal transduction; protein dephosphorylation. Gene Ontology annotation, cellular component: protein phosphatase type 2A complex; nucleus; cytosol. Gene Ontology annotation, molecular function: protein phosphatase activator activity. Lineage: Eukaryota; Metazoa; Chordata; Actinopteri; Toxotidae. The coding region runs from base 61 to 1797 and encodes 578 amino acids.
UUGUCAAGGUUUUGGUUGUGGAGUAUCCGAGAGAGGAGCAAGGGCGGCUACGGUUGUACAAUGCCGAAUAAAACGAAAAAAGACAAGGAGUCCCCUAAGUCUGGCAAAGUGAGCAAGAGUGGAGGACAGGAGAAUUCAGAACAUGAGCAGAGCUCGAACAGGAAGGCUAGCAAUAGCGUUCCUCCCACCACUCAGCUGCUAAAGGGGAAACAGCCAGGUUCCCAGACACCUGUCAAAAAGGACAAGAGGCAGAGCUCCUCUCGCUUCAGCUUGAGCAACAACAGAGAGCUGCAGAAACUUCCUGCUUUCAAAGAUGUUCCCCCUGCAGAGCAGGAGAAGCUGUUCAUCCAGAAGUUGCGGCAGUGCUGCGUCCUCUUCGAUUUUGUCUCAGACCCACUGAGUGACCUGAAAUGGAAGGAGGUGAAGCGGGCGGCGCUGAGCGAGAUGGUGGAGUACAUCACCCACAACAGGAAUGUAAUCACCGAACCCAUCUACCCAGAGGUGGUUCACAUGUUUGCUGUGAAUAUGUUUAGAACGUUGCCGCCAUCAUCCAACCCCACGGGUGCUGAGUUUGACCCAGAGGAAGAUGAGCCCACGCUAGAGGCUGCAUGGCCUCAUCUACAGCUCGUCUAUGAAUUCUUUCUACGGUUCUUAGAGUCACCCGACUUUCAACCAAACAUAGCCAAAAAGUAUAUUGACCAGCGGUUUGUAAUGCAGCUCUUGGAAUUGUUUGACAGCGAAGACCCCAGGGAAAGAGAUUUUUUAAAGACCACUCUGCAUCGCAUCUACGGCAAGUUCCUGGGCCUGCGAGCAUACAUUAGGAAACAGAUUAAUAACAUAUUUUAUAGGUUCAUUUAUGAGACUGAACAUCAUAAUGGAAUAGCAGAAUUACUGGAAAUAUUAGGCAGCAUAAUCAAUGGCUUUGCAUUACCAUUGAAAGAAGAGCACAAGAUAUUCCUGCUGAAAGUUCUGCUGCCUUUACACAAAGUCAAGUCACUUAGUGUAUAUCACCCACAGCUGGCCUACUGUGUGGUACAGUUCUUAGAGAAGGAUAGCACGCUCACAGAACCGACAGUGAUGGCUUUGUUAAAGUACUGGCCAAAGACUCACAGUCCAAAAGAGGUGAUGUUCCUUAAUGAGCUGGAGGAGAUCCUGGACGUCAUUGAGCCUUCAGAGUUUGUCAAAGUCAUGGAGCCCCUCUUCAGACAGCUGGCCAAGUGUGUGUCCAGCCCGCACUUUCAGGUGGCGGAGCGAGCUCUGUACUACUGGAACAAUGAAUACAUCAUGAGCCUGAUCAGUGACAACGCCGCCAAGAUCCUGCCAAUCAUGUUCCCAGCCCUUUACCGCAACUCCAAGACCCACUGGAACAAGACCAUCCACGGGUUGAUCUACAAUGCCCUGAAACUCUUCAUGGAGAUGAACCAGAAGCUGUUUGAUGACUGCACCCAACAGUUCAGAGCAGAGAAAAGCAAAGAGAAAGCCAAGUGGAAAGAGAGAGAAGAGGCGUGGUUGAAGAUUGAGAAUCUAGCAAAGUCAAACCCACAGUUUCUGAUAUACGUCGACUCAGUAGGCUCAGGCAGUCCGAUGGACAUGGACACAGACGGGCCCCUGCUAGAUGAUGUCAACAUGCUAAAGAAAACCGUAGAGGAGGAGGCGACACAGAUCCAAAAAGAGCAGCGAAGAGAGCGCCCACUGAUGCGAAGGAAAUCCGAGCUCCCCAAGGACAUCUCCACUGUCACAGCCUUGGAGUUGCACCGGAGAGCCGAGGAAAUGCUGACGACGCACGAUGGGCACUAAGAGACCACCCCAGAUCCACCAUAAACCAGCAACGGAAGCAUCCACAGAGGAACCACAGGCCUGCAGAGGGGCCCGCACAACAACAGAACUCUGGUAUCUCAGUCCAGUCCCAGCACAACACAGAACUGAACAGUCCCAGCUCCACCUGACACAGAAAAUGUCUAAAGCCGCACACCUAAGGCCGGUUCAGCUUUUCGGACAAGCGGUGCUCAGUCUUUACUGAUCCCCCCUUCUCCCGUCUUUCAACCCACCUGGUUGUUGUCCAGCAGAGACAUCUGUGGCGCUGGACGGUCCUGCAUGACCACAAUACGCACCGUGAACUUCACCCAAGAUACUGUAGUGUUGUUAUCUCUUCUCCUCCCUGGUUUUUCUCUUUUCCUGUCCUCUCAAUCUGUUGUGUUUUCGGGAUGCUGUGCUGCCCCCUUCUGGUCAUUUCUCUCAGGUGUUCUGUUCUGUGUGUCUGAGUGUGUGUAUGUGUGUGUUUAUGUGUGUGAGAGCUGUCUUCUCUUCUUGCCUCUUCUUUAUAGAUGUCAGGUGCUCGUACAAAUAAUAUGAGCCCCUCCGCAGAGGACGUCUUUGGUUUAAUUUAAAAAACAAAAAACAAACAAAAAAAAAAAACAUCAGUUGAUGAGAAAAUGUCAGUUGUUUCUAUAUAUUUAAUAUUAGCUAUUUUUCUCAUAACAUUUAAACUAGACAGCUGUUUAUAUUUUUUCCUACAUAGUAUAUUAGGAGCUCUUCUCAGAGUAAAACACACUUCCUGUCUGUAUAACUGUUCUGUUUGGAGCUUGCUAUUUCUCAGUUCAUUUUCCAUUUGCUGUGAAGUUUCAUUGAUCAUUCUGUUAAUCAGGACAGGGUCACCAGGGACUCGCCAGUACAGUGCGUCUGGAUCAAAAACGUUACAACACAGCUGUGUUCAUCAAACAGUGCUGGCCUGACGAAUUUCCAGGUUCCAGGUUUUUUGUCUACCAGAUCUUUGUUCCUGUGUGGAAGCCUUGUCUGGUGCCAACAUCUCUCACUGAUUUAGUUCCUUUCUUCAAAAUAAUCCUUUUAAUUGUGUAGGCAAUAAGUUAGCACGGGUUGCGGCGUGUGUCUGUGGCUCAGACAGUGGUCAGUUUGUUAUGACAUGUUUAGAUCCGUUUGAUUGGUCCUUGGGAUGGGUCCAGCUCAAGCCCAGUUUGCUGCACCAGUUAUAUGAGAGGGGAUUGUGGGAUUUAUUUUUGGUUCCCCGUUCAUAUCCAGCCAUUGUAGGAGUGUGUUUAACAUGGUCAUUAGCUUUCAGUACAAGUCAGUGUCAUUCAUGCGAGGCUUAGGAGAGGUCAGAGAGAUGUAGUGGCUCGUCUGGGAUUUACACAAAUGUUGCUGUGUGUUGAGAGAAGUCAAACGGGGGCAGAUACUGUGCUGAUAGUGCUGAUAGUUUUCUACUCCUUUCAAGCAAGACCCUUUUAUUUAUGAAACACUUGUUAGAGAUUCGACUGCGUCAUAGAUGAGGUAUGUUUGGUUUGAAGAGGUCAAACGUAAGCCUUUCUUUUCACAGUGCCUUUUAUAGUCUAAGGGGAUAUUUGCUCAACUGAGAAUGGAGUAGUAGCGUCAACAAAAACACCAGGUCAUUAAAAAAAAUUCGACAUCGGUUUCCAAAAAAAGAUGCGUUCAAGUCUGUACUCAGCACACCUCGGGCCCCUUGGACUCCAGCACAUGCCUUGUCGAAGCUACAAAGUCCAUUUUGUAGCUAAAAGCUCGAGAGGAGAAGCAGAGUGGUCACCCCAAACCACUUCAGCAAUGAAGCACUUCCUGAUAAAACUUGAAAGAAAAUAGAAACACAACUGAAAAAUAAAAAAAAAACAAACUAGUAAAGAAUUGAAAUCUGUGAUGCUGUCUGUCUUGGUGUGUGGGGUCACCUCCCCUGGGUGCCUGUUGAUAAGAGCUAGCCUCCACAGGAGAGGAAAUCACCUCCCAUUGCUACUGUUCCAUUCUGUUCCCCCGCUGUCCCAUUCCAUUUUUGAUUUGUACCAUUGUUUGAACCCCCCACCCCCCUUCCCUCCCUCCCAGUUGAAAGCCUACUACUACCCCGUUAUUUGGACAUCUGUUUGAUCUGCUUCUGGAUGCUUGCAAGAUCUUUUUUGUUGUGGUUUUAUUCUUCCUUUGCCUGCAGAACCUCUUGUCAGUGUUUCAACUGAAUGUGCAAAUUGUAAAUAAUACUGCAGUCACGUUGUUUCAUUCUCUCCAUGUUUGUCUUGAAGAACAACAUUCACCAAAGACCUUUACAAAAAAAACAAAAAAAAAAAAACAACCCUCACCCCCACCUCUGCCCUGGGUAUUACAGUGGAUCUGAUGAAAGGAAA